UACCUGCCAUAUUGUCCGGUGCAGCUUCAGCAACCGCGAGUGUUCAUGGGAAAUGUAGUAGACGAAGGAAUGACGUACAAUUCCUGCGUCAGUCGCACGUAAACACAGGGCGAGAUGAUGGAGGACUUCUCUGGGUUGGCCCUGCCUCCUCUUUUUGGAGGACACAUCCUGGAGGCUGAGCUGGAGCCUGGUGGUGUGGAGCUGGGACCAGGAGAGGUGGAGCUGGACCCAGAUCCAGGAGGCAGUGAGCUGCUUGAGAGCACAGCUCAAGAAGACGAAGAGAGGAGAGCUCUCGACAAAAGGAAAUGUGUGUCGCUGAGCAGGAGGUGCUUGGAAAUUGAACAGGUGAACCAGAAAAUCCUGAAUCGCCUUCACCAAGUGCAAAGAAUUACACGACGUUUGAAGAAAGAGAGACGGUUCCUGAUGAAAACUUUGGAUGCCCAUGGAGAUGAUUACAGAAAUGCCCAGCUCACCAUAAUGCUUGAAGAUGAGCCCGGAGCCCAUUUGGAUACUGGUGCCGCAGUCGAGGAGGAAAGACUCAAUGGUUUGUCCAGCUCCUCUGCAGCUCUACAUCAUGCAGCCGGGCCGAAGAAGAAGAAGCACAGAAUUCCUCGGCAAGAAAAGGACAAAGAGCAACAGAUUGAACCCGACGUGUCUAUGUUGGCAGAGACUCAGUUUGGAGAAAUGCCGAGCCCAACGUCUCUGUCACACUGACCGGUGCCCAGGAUAUUUUUCUUCAGCUGUUCAUUGGAUGAUUUGCACUGUUUAUUGAUUCCCUUCAAGGAGCCACACAGAUGGACAAGAGGAUACAACUAAAUAGAACACAAGUCCACAUGAAUAUUACAAAUUUAUUUAUUUAUUAGGAUCAAUUAUUAAAAUUUAUACUUUUCUUUUUGAGUAUUGGCUAUUGAUAUAUUAAAGUUCAUGUUUUUAACUGUUAAAAUAACUCAGUUGAGCAAUCUGAAAUCGACUGAUACAAAUUCACCUGUGUUUGUCCUUUUGCCACGUUCGAUGUUUGAAAGGUAAAGGCUAAACUUAGGAUGUGAGGCCUUCAACCUGGCAGUGGUUAAAUAUCAGGAUGAUGGGGUUCUAAAACUAAAGCAAAUCACCUUUAGAUUCCUGUUGGCCAAGUAUUUGUGCCCCAUUAGGAAACCGGCCUGAAGGAACCCAGUCAAGUAUUUUUUUUGUGGCCUUGUCAAUCACCGCUGUAUCUAACUUUGUUUUUGUCUUUUGUCUGGUAAGUUCCUCACGCUGAAACAUACCCACUGGUUCAAAAAGCUGGAAAAAGACGGAUCAUAAAACCAGUAAUAAAAAUAUGAUAGUUGAUUUAA
Messenger RNA from Fundulus heteroclitus (mummichog), 1331 nucleotides. RefSeq names its product TCF3 (E2A) fusion partner (gene tfpt). Gene Ontology annotation, biological process: apoptotic process; apoptotic signaling pathway; positive regulation of apoptotic process. Gene Ontology annotation, cellular component: Ino80 complex. The transcript is spliced from 7 exons. The record is from RefSeq and is a predicted model, not a curated record. NCBI's taxonomy places the organism in Eukaryota, Metazoa, Chordata, Actinopteri, Cyprinodontiformes, Fundulidae. Bases 115 to 714 code for a protein of 199 amino acids. Gene Ontology annotation, molecular function: DNA binding.